UUAACUUUGUCAGAUCGUAAAAAGUAAACUAAUCUUACUUUGAAACUGUUUUCUAAAUUCAUAUUCUUUACAACUUCUAGUCUCUAGAUAUACAGUUAUUGUUUUCCUGAAGAAUUUUAACUGAGCCUUUUAUACUUUUUUAAAUUUAUUUUAAAAUGGCUCGCUAUUUCAAAGAACAAGACAUAGAUGAGUUCCGUGAAUGUUUCUACUUAUUUGCUCGAUCAGGACAGAUAACAUCACUGGAUGAAUUGACAGUGGUCAUGAGAUCUUUAGGAAUGAGUCCCACAAUACAAGAACUCACUGGCUACUUGAAAGGAAAAGGUGGUAAAAUGUCCUUUGCAGAUUUCUUGGAGGUGAUGCACAUACAUUCCAGAGCUGAAAAUCUACCACACGAGGUAGUGAAUGCAUUCAAAGCAGCAGACAAUGACAAAAAUGGAACAAUACCUGCAAAACAGUUGCGGACUUUGCUACAGAAUUGGGGCGAAGGUUUAUCAGCACGCGAGAUAGACAACAUAUUCCGUGAGGCAAAUGUUUCCAACAAUGGAUCUGUUCGUUAUGAGGACUUUGUGAAGAUCGCGUGCGCGCCUGUACCCGAUUACUAUUAAGCAAGCUAUUGAAACACAAAUGGGACCAAUUAGAAGUAGAUUAAAAAAAAAAUAAUUUCAUGUCCCAUCCAAUUUUUUACAGUAUUUAUUAUUUAGAAAAUAUAUUAGUAGUAGUAUAAUAACUGAGGUAAACUGUACCGAGCGCCAAAAGUUUUAAAAGAAGUUGCUUAAAAAAUAUUUUACCUAUAUUCUAACAGUUUCUUCAAAUACAAACAAAAAUGCAGUAUUCAAAUGCAAUUAACAGACAUGUGAAUAACUAUUUCUAAGCUAAGUAUUAUUAUCUAUUAUAUUUAAAAACGGUGGAAGGUAAAUAAAACAAUUAUAUUUUCAA
Molecule: messenger RNA, 936 nt
Organism: Pieris rapae (cabbage white)
Lineage: Eukaryota; Metazoa; Arthropoda; Insecta; Lepidoptera; Pieridae
Product: calmodulin-like protein 4
Exons: 6
Coding region: 156-605 (149 amino acids)
Cellular component (GO): myosin II complex
Molecular function (GO): calcium ion binding
Source: RefSeq, a predicted model, not a curated record